AUGGCUGGCAGGCCUACGACGGCGCGAAGCGAGAUUUCCUCGGCCAUUUCAGAAGAUGGAUACGGUUCAAGACCGCAGUCUGGGGCGACCACUCUCCCUUCAUUGCCAAAUCCCCCAAGCUCACAACAUGGAUACACUCAUUUACGAGGCAUAACCCAACCGACGAAUCGCUCCGUGCGGAGUAAUCCUGCACCGUCAAGUACCGCUGGCUCCAGCAGGCCCCAAAGCCCUGCUAGUCAGGUUAGCCGCACUCAUGUUCCCUCAUUGACUGCGCACGGCUUCUUCAAGCCAAUGAGUUCCCAAAGAUUGCAGGCACAGCGGCUGAGAAGACCAUUGGGUACAAAGACUAUGCAGCCUCCGACACCCAUUCCGGAUGGUGAAGGGGAUGAUGAUACCCGCAGCAUGGUGUCUAGUAGACAGGGUCCUUUUCACGCAAUGCCCAAGAGCCAUCGCCCCGCGCCGUCCAUCACCACCGAAUAUACUCAGUCAGAGAUUCCCGAAACUGUCGAUACGCCAUUCCCAGACUACGCUUCCCAUAAUGACGCUGAGAGCCAGCCUGUCAACGAGCCUGAAGUUCAGAAAGCUCAGAGACCUUCUCGACUCAAUCUAGCCGGGACUCACAGAGCUGGAGAUGCGCCUCAGAGGUCGCCGCUCUCAUUUCGUUCGGGACUGAGUCUAGGGAGUAAACAUCGACUGGGCCCUGGCCAUCAACCUCUCUCUUCAAACACCACGUCUCCACGCUAUCCUCCAGAGUCCAACGCCCAGAUCGCAACAAAGAGUGCUUUGGGUAAAAACCACGAGUAUUUUGAGGGGAAUACAAUCUUCUGGCUGGGCGGCCGGAUCCAAAAUGCCAGGGAUCGUCCUAUCAACAUCGCGACUGGUGUCUUGUUGGUUCUUCCGGCAGUUUUGUUCUUUGUGUUUUCGGCAUCGUGGCUGUGGCACCACGUCUCACCAGCGAUCCCUAUCAUUUUCGCUUAUGUCUUUUUCCUUUGUUUGUCUUCUUUCGUUCACGCUUCGCUUGUUGACCCGGGGAUAUUCCCUCGAAACAUCCAUCCCUUUCCACCUGAGGACAAUGACGAUCCCCUGGCCGUCGGUCCGCCUACCAAUGACUGGGUUAUGGUGCGGCUCGCGACCUCGCAGACAGCUGCCAUGGAUGUUCCGGUGAAGUACUGCAAGACGUGCAACAUUUGGCGGCCGCCACGUUGUUAUCAUUGUCGAGUGUGUGAUAACUGUGUCGAAACUCUCGAUCAUCAUUGCGUCUGGCUCAACAAUUGCGUGGGGAGACGCAACUACCGCUACUUUUUCACCUUCGUCGGCACCGGGACGAUUUUGGCUCUCUUGCUGGCGUUUGCUUGUUUGGGUCAAGUCAUCGCCUACCACCACCAGAGACACGUCUCCUUUUCCACCGCGGUAGACAAGAACCGCGUUCCAUUUGCCAUGUUCAUCUACGGGCUGUUGGCGUUUCCAUAUCCAUUCGCGCUGUGGAUGUAUCACUUGUUGCUGAUUGGCAAGGGCGAGACAACUAGAGAGUAUCUCGCAUCUCGGAGAUUUCCAAAGGGCGAAAGACACCGACCUUUCACUCAGGGCAACUUCAUCAAGAACUGGAUCGCCGUGCUAGCUCGACCGAAGCCCCCGACCUACCUCCAUUUCAAGAAGAGAUACGAAGCGGGCGAUCAACGUUUCGGCACCAGGAGGGGCCGUCGGCAGGCCACUCUGACGGCAGAAGCACAAAAGGGGGGACUGGAGAUGAAGCCGGUCCAGGGCGCCCCGAAGUCGUUUGAAGGGCCGACGGGACAGAAGAUUCCAAAGAAGUAG
This is a messenger RNA of Capronia epimyces CBS 606.96, 1815 nucleotides long. RefSeq lists its product as uncharacterized. The record is from RefSeq and is a predicted model, not a curated record. The transcript has 3 exons. Bases 1 to 1815 code for a protein of 604 amino acids. Gene Ontology annotation, molecular function: protein-cysteine S-palmitoyltransferase activity. NCBI's taxonomy places the organism in Eukaryota, Fungi, Ascomycota, Eurotiomycetes, Chaetothyriales, Herpotrichiellaceae. Gene Ontology annotation, cellular component: endoplasmic reticulum; Golgi apparatus. Gene Ontology annotation, biological process: peptidyl-L-cysteine S-palmitoylation; protein targeting to membrane.